Molecule: messenger RNA, 2286 nt
Organism: Lolium rigidum
Lineage: Eukaryota; Viridiplantae; Streptophyta; Magnoliopsida; Poales; Poaceae
Product: zinc finger BED domain-containing protein RICESLEEPER 2-like
Exons: 2
Coding region: 272-2248 (658 amino acids)
Molecular function (GO): DNA binding; protein dimerization activity
Source: RefSeq, a predicted model, not a curated record
CUGCCCGUCGGCGACUGUAGAUCCUCCAAGCUUGUCGGGAGACUCGAUGGCGAUCGCGAGCCGGAACUACCUUCCCCGACUAUGCCGUUGGUAGCCAACGACGCCCGAAGAGGAGCCUACAGCCUAACAGCCGCCGCCUCCUCCUCAAGACGUCUCCGCCAUCCCUUCCACCCGGACUCCGACGAGCCUCUCCGCCGCUGCCUGCACAACCCCGAAGCUCCUGGCCACCAAUACCAGGACCCUGAAGCCCGCCCCUUCCCCUAGCUCAAGAAUGUCAACCAGUCAAACUGCGGAGCAAUCACAGUUUCGUGAAGGAGCGGAUGAAGUGACUCAGCUCAACAAUCGCAGAAGCAGGAAAAGAUCAAGAGUUUGGGAUUUUUUCAAAGAGCUACCUGAUGAAGGAAAAGCUAUCUGUGUUUAUUGCCAAACCAAAUUGUCGUAUCAUCAAGGGAUUGGUGUGUCACACUUCAAGCGGCAUAUCUUGUCUGGAUGCCAAGAGUUCCCACAGGAUCUUGACCGAAAUGCAAUAUUUCCUGUGAGUGACCCUGCAGAUGGACGUGGUUUUGUGGUGGAUCCAGCUGUUACAAGGGAUUUCAUGAUCAAGUUCUGGAUCAGUGCUAAUAUUGCUUUCAGAAAGAUUGAAAAUGGUUUUUUCAAGAAAAUGAUGAAGUCAGCACACCCAAGUUUGAAUGUUCAUGGUCGAAAAACUCUCAAAAAGGACUGCAUUGGUGUGUAUGAUGAAGAGAAGAAGAAGAUUCAGAACAGUUUGGCUAAUUCUGGCUCUAGUGUUAGUUUCACAACUGACAUGUGGACAUCCGUCCAAGAACUUGGCUACAUUUGCCUGACUGCUCAUUAUAUCGAUGAAGACUUCAAUCUGCACAUGCAUACAAUCAGCUUUAAAAGUGUUCCAUAUCCUCAUAAUGCUGCUGCAAUCCAUAGUACAAUUAUGGAUUGUCUCCAUGAUUGGGACUUGUCCAACAAAGCUUUUGCUAUUACUCUGGAUAAUGCCACGUCAAAUACUGCCGCAGUGAAUAAGUUAAAGGCCAAACUUUGGAUGGACAAGCCAUUUGGUGGUGAAGAUCUGCAUGUGAGAUGCGCAGCACAUAUUUUGAAUUUAGUUGUCCAAGAUGGUAUGGAUAUUAUCAAGGGAGCAAUUGAACCUGUCAGGGAUGUUGUUAAACAUGUAAACUCAUCCGGACCUCGCCUGCAAAGUUUCAAUUUACUUCCAGAAAUGGCUGGCCAUAAGCCUAAGAAAGGAUUGCAUCUAGAUGUUCCCACAAGAUGGAACUCAACUUAUACAAUGCUUGAAGAAGCUCUGAGGUAUAAGGCAGCCCUCACAAGCUAUGCUGAUGUUCAAAACAUUCAAGGACCUACAGUUGAGGAAUGGAAUCUGGCUAAGAGGGUUUGCAACUUCCUAAAGAACUUUGCCGAUGCAACAAAGGUGUUCUCCAUGCAUAAAUUCCCAACAUCACACAGAUAUUUAGAAGAGAUUUGGGGAAUUCGAGGAUUACUUGUUGAUGAAAAAUAUACAAAAGAUGAUUUCUUGAAGGAUCUAUGCAAAGAUAUGAAGGCCAAGUUUGAUAAGUACUGGGAUCAACCUAACAAAGUUCUUUUGGUUGCCUCCUUGUUGGAUCCACGGUACAAACUAGUUCUACUGAGAUUCUGCUUCACCGAAGCAUUUGGAGAAGAGGUAUCUGAGGAGAGAGUAGCCAAUGUCCGUUACUGGUUUGCAGAAUACUAUGAGCAUUAUGAACACAUGGCGGAAAGUUCUUCACGCAGAACCCACAUUAAUUCAUCACCUGAGGUGGGAGGCUCAGCAGAUAUGCUCCCAAGGCUAACAGGAAAGCGCAAAUUGGAGCUGGGAUUUGCUUUGUUCAAACAGCAACAUCGCCCUAAUCGUCGUAGAAGAUCAGAGGUUGAUAUGUAUCUAGAAGAUGCAUUGGUUCCACUUAGGGAAGAUGAUUCUUUUGACGUCCUGAAGUGGUGGAAAAGAAAUGUAGAGAAUUAUCCUGUACUAGCCAGGAUGGCUCGGGACUUUCUGGCUAUUCCUUUAUCAUCCGUGGCUUCCGAAUCGACAUUCAGUACCGCAGGCAUGAUAAUUAAUAAACAUCGCAGUUCUCUAAACCCUGAAACAGCUGAAGGACUGAUAUGCUCCAAAGAUUGGUUGAAAGAAUACUUGUCCGAGGACGACGACGAUGAAGAUGAUGGUAAAAAACAAAAACUGACUAUAUCGGCUUUCUUGAAUUAAUGUAUUACAUGCUGUUGUUAAUGUUUUCUUUUUAUCAA